Messenger RNA from Solea solea (common sole), 2485 nucleotides. RefSeq names its product E3 ubiquitin/ISG15 ligase TRIM25-like. NCBI's taxonomy places the organism in Eukaryota, Metazoa, Chordata, Actinopteri, Pleuronectiformes, Soleidae. The transcript has a single exon. Gene Ontology annotation, molecular function: zinc ion binding. Bases 583 to 1383 code for a protein of 266 amino acids. The record is from RefSeq and is a predicted model, not a curated record.
GUCAUUGCUGUGGUCCAUCUUCUUCUAAUAAUAAUUCAAAUAGUUCAAAGCUCUGUCACAGUUCAACGAUCAGUUCCACAGAUCAAGGUUCUUCAUCAAAGAUUGUUCUUUAUCACAGUUCUUCUCAUCAUCUCCUCAACACAGCUCAAAGUUCUCCAUCCAACUGCAUGCUCGUCUUCGUCGUCGUCCUUAUUCCGUAAUCCAUCUUCCCCUUCCCGGAAAUUAUUGUCAUUAGAAGAAAAGGAUGGUGCGUUCUCAUGACUGAACACACAGCAAAGGCAUCUGCCUUUCGUGUGUUGUCGUACGUACCCUGCCUGCCUUUGAUCUGCCCUAAAAUGUUAAAAAUCAGACCUUUUUUAACGUGUGCCUGGUGGAAAUCGACUGCACAAAUAUAGUGGUGGAAGAUAGUGAUAUAACAGGAAAUGCUGACUCAGCAUUCCCAAAUUCCCGACGGCUAUACUCUAGUCUAUUAUUUGAGGCAAUAAUGUACCAUCAUAUCAGGGCAGCAAGCAAGGCUGAAACGGAACAAGGGGGUUGCUGAUUUGGAGCAGAGAGAAGAGGAGAGAGGUCAAUGUUGAGGCAAUGUUGUGUACAUUAUGGAGGUCCAUUGUCGUAAAACUCCAAAGGAGAAGACCUCUGAUACGAGAAAUGCAGCUGGAGCGGAAACUGAUCUGCUGUCGGAUCUGCCACGACCUGCUGAAGGAUCCUGUGACUAUUCCCUGUGGACACAGCUACUGUAUGAACUGUAUCGAAACCCAGUGGGACUUACAGAUCGAGAGGAGGGGCUACAGCUGCCCUCAGUGCAGAAAGACCUUCAGAGAGAGGCCGGAAGUGAUGAAAAGUACAGUGUUAGCAGCUUUAGUGGAGAAGCUGAAGACUCGACUUAAAGAUAUCCCGGAUGAACACUGCUAUGCUGGAACUACAGACGUGGCCUGUGACGUCUGCAGUGGGAAGAAGCUGAAAGCUCUCAAGUCUUGUUUGGACUGUGUUGCUUCUCUCUGUGAGAAACAUCUCCAGCCUCAUUAUGAAUCGCCGCCGUAUAAAAAGCACACACUCGUGGAGCCCUUUAAGAAGCUCCAGGACAACGUCUGCGCUCCUCACAACGAGGUGAUGAAGAUGUUCUGCCGCACUGAUCGGCAGUUGAUCUGCUACCUCUGCUCUGUGGACCAACACAAAGGCCACGACAUAGUCUCGGCUUCAGACGAAAUGAGGCACAAGGAACCAGGGGUUGAGCAGAGUCCACAAGAAAUCCAGCAGAAGCUCCAGGAUGAAGAGGACAAUGUGAGGCUUCUCAAACAGAGGCCGAGGUGGAUCUCUCUGCAGAUAAAGCCAUGGAAGAAAGGGAAAAGAUUGUCAGAGCUGACGCCUUUUCCAGCAAAAUGAGGAUCCGAUGUGAAGCAGAAGAUCCCAAAGUGAAGCUUUGUGUCAAAACACUGAUGUUAUCAUGUUUCAAACAGCAUGUUAUUUCAAGUUUGCUUAUGUGAUGAUGUUCUCGAAGGGGUGUCCCAUUUUGUGGGGAUAGUUUUUAGCCAUUUCCCUGCUGCAGUCUGUGGUCAUGGCUGAUGGAGACUUUGGGAAUUAAGGGGCAGUUACCCACACUCACUUCCUCGAUUGGUUUUUGUCUGUGGAAAAUGACUGAAGCAGGUCCAGAUCCUUACUACUUCUUCUUCUGCUUCCAAUAUGUUCCGGCAGGCUGUACACCGAGCGGUGCAAUGCUGCCGAUCACAGUUGAAAGUCCUUUGACGCAGAUUGAAAUUGCCCUUCCUUCACAUCCUUUAUCAGCUAACCUGUCAUCACAAAGUCAAGAGAGGAGGAGACGCCGUCCAUAUAUGGACCGACACUUCAUCUGAGAAGGACGAGUUAUUUAAAGACUAAGAGAAGGUGUAGAAAAACUACUGUAGAGUAAAGAAUUAUGAAGUAAAGACGGAAAACAGUUUCUCUCCAGUUCUUUGUUCCGGAUUUUUAAGUGUACCAACAAUAUGGCUCGAUGAUGCAUGUGAGCCAUAGUUAGCGUAACACCUCUUUAAAUGCUUUUAUGAUAUCAAUUGGAAAGCUGUAUUAGCAGUUUACUGUUCACUGGUGAGUAAAAGGCACCGUGUUUUGCUUUGCUGGCUACCUGAGAUGUCUUUGUCUUACUUACUGUAGUUAAACCAGCUCUGUGUUUGUGUACAGUAUGUCAGUAAACUGAAAACGAAAUGCUAAAAGUAUCUCUUUUCUACGUGUUUGUUGAACAAGUGGUUACGUUAAUAUUCUGCACAAAACACUCGUAGAGAUUUUACAUGAUUUGAAACCUAUUUUUUAUGCAUUUAGCAACUGUUUUAAUCCUUCAAAUGCUAGUUGCUGGAAGUUGAACGCUAACAGCCGGAAGAUGGACGCUUACAGCCGGAAGAUGGACGCUAACAGCCGGAAGAUGGACGCUAACAGCUGGCAGAUGGACGCUAACAGCUGGCAGAGGGACGCUUACAGCCGGAAGAUGGACGCUAAC